Kockovaella imperatae is the source of this 316-nucleotide messenger RNA. RefSeq lists its product as hypothetical. The transcript has 4 exons. The record is from RefSeq and is a predicted model, not a curated record. The coding region runs from base 56 to 316 and encodes 86 amino acids. Lineage: Eukaryota; Fungi; Basidiomycota; Tremellomycetes; Tremellales; Cuniculitremaceae.
CACUCAUCAACUGCUUUACAGCCAAUACUUGAAUUCAAUCGAUCCAGAGCGCAUCAUGCCAGUCCCGUGGGAGGCUCUCAUCCCAUUUGGGCUGCUCGUAGGUCUCUUUGGAGUGGCAGGAACGGGAUUGAACAUCGUCAAGCGAUCUCAGAAUGACUGGAAGCCACCAAGAUACAGUCUGGACAGAUGGGAAGAAAUGAUGAUGGAGAGGGAUCGUCGACUGACGGGAACGUUACGUGGGCAAAGGACGGACCCAAUUGCACCGAAAGAAUUCGCUACAAACAGUGUAUGGGACUCGACAAGGCUCAAUGCGUGA